This is a messenger RNA of Phasianus colchicus (ring-necked pheasant), 5584 nucleotides long. RefSeq names its product pleckstrin homology and RhoGEF domain containing G3 (gene PLEKHG3). NCBI's taxonomy places the organism in Eukaryota, Metazoa, Chordata, Aves, Galliformes, Phasianidae. Gene Ontology annotation, biological process: regulation of establishment of cell polarity. Gene Ontology annotation, molecular function: small GTPase binding; guanyl-nucleotide exchange factor activity. The record is from RefSeq and is a predicted model, not a curated record.
GAGCGCGGGAGGGGGAGGCUCUAUGGGGCGGCAGCCGUGGGGUGAUGAGGGGCUGGGGCGCGUAGAGCUGUGGGUGGCUGAAUCUGGGGCUCCUUAUGCGGCUGUGUGACCGGUGGGGCGGGAGCUGAGGGUCCCCGUGGGGCUGGAGCCGGGGUUUUCUAUGGGUCUGCGGCCUGUGGGUCGUGGGGUUCCGUGUGCCGUGGGCCCCUAUGGCGCUGGGGAUCGCGGGGCCCUGUGGGUCUGUGGGUCCUGGGGUUCCCAGCGCUGUGGGUGCCUGUGGGUCUGGGGACUGAGCGUUACAAUGGGGUUAGGGUCCCGUGGGGUAGGAACCGGGGAUCCCUGUGGGGCCUGGGAAGUGUGGGUCCCAAUGGGGCUGAGGUCUGCGUGUCCCGGGCUGCCCAGUGCUGUGGGUCCUGGUGGGGCUGGGGACUGUGUUCCUGCGGGGCAGGAGGCCACGGGUCCUGGGGGUCACUAUGGGGCAGGAAGCUGCGGGAUGCCCAAAGAGGUGGGGCAGGAUCCAGGAGGAAGCGCGUGUGUUUGGAACGGCCGUCGGGACCCCAACCCCAUGGCGUCACCCCAGCGCUGCUCCGCGGCCGUGAGGCCGCCGGAAUCCAGGAAAAAAAAAGCAGGGAAAUGGUGAAGCGCCUGCCCUUAUAUGGCUCCGGCCACCCUCCGGCGGGCUGCGGGCCUGGCAAUUCGUUCCCCACGCAGGAUUUCACCGCUGCCUCAGUUUCCCCAUCCGCGGGGCGCUGAGGGGGUGGGGGCACCCGGUCGGUCGGGGGUCUGAGGUCAGAGUUAAAUCCCCGACGGAGGCUUUGGCAGCACCGGGAAGGGGGGGCACGGCAUCACCCCCCCGCCCCGUGACGUCGGCCCCGCGCCGUAAUCCCGGAGCUGAGCGGAUUAUGGUGGCCGUGGGGCGAGCGGAGCUGUGGGUCGGAGAGCCCCAAACCUCUUGCGAGGACGGCUGCCCCACGGCCGUGCCCUCCCGGGGGGCACCGAUCUGAGGGCGGUGGUGGAACGCGGCCAUGCGGCACGGGAGGAGUCGGAGGGAACCGGCCGGACCGGUUCGAGUCCCGUUUUGCGCCCGUUCCGGUGCCCGGGGGGAGGACCUCGCCACCGGCACGUGGACGUGGCUGAAGGUCACCGUCCAGCCUUUCCCCACUGUCGUUGCCGUUGUUCCUGUUGUCCCCGCCCCGUCACCAUUUCAGCACUCUUCCUGCCCAGUGUUUGGGUUUUGGGUGGACGGUGGCACUGGAGAGCAACAGGCAGUGACAUGGAGCAGUGCCAUACGGUGGCAUGGCGAGCGUUGGCCAUCAGGUCAACCCUGGGGUACCCCAUGCCAUCAGUAUUUCAGCAGCCUUCCUCCUUCAUGUUUGGGCUUUGGGUGCUACGGCGGCUUUGGUGACGUGGGGCAUGGUGACAUGGAGCAGGGUUCCUCAUGGUGGUGGCGUGCUGAGCACCAGCCAUCAGGUCAACCAGGCUGUGACCUUGCCCUUCACCCACAGAGCCUGGGGAUGCCGGUGCCCACCCUCGGCGCGGGUCCAGAUCCCGGCAUGGAGGAGGAGGCAUCGGGUGAUGGCAAGGAGCCCUGGUUGGGCAACAGCAACAACAAUGCGGCACCAGUGGGGUGGCUGUGCCGGCGGGGUGAGGAGCCCUCCUACCUACAGCGUGUGCUGCUGGAGAUUGUGGAGUCGGAGCGCACCUACGCCCGUGACCUGCGUGGCAUCGUGGAGGGCUACCUGGGGAAGAUCAUCGAUGCCCAAGAGCCGCCACUGCGGCCGGAGCAGGUCAGCGCACUCUUUGGGAACAUUGAAGACAUCUAUGAGCUCAGCAGCAACCUGCUGCAGAGCCUGGAGAGCUGUGCCUGUGACCCAGUGGCCGUGGCUGUCUGCUUCGUGACGCGGAGCCAAGAGUUUGACAUCUACACGCAAUACUGCAACAACUACCCCAACUCAGUGGCGACAUUAAGUGAGUGCAUGAGGAGCAAGCAGCAGGCACGGUUUUUCCGUGAGUGCCAGGAGGAGAUGCGGCACGUGCUCCCACUGGGUGCCUACCUGCUGAAGCCGGUGCAGAGGAUCCUCAAGUACCACCUGCUGCUCCAGGAGAUCGCUAAGCACUUUGAGCACAAGUCGGGUGAUGACUAUGAGGUGGUGGUGGAGGCCAUCGACACCAUGACCUGUGUGGCCUGGUACAUCAACGACAUGAAGCGCAAGCAUGAGCAUGCCAUCCGGCAGCAGGAGAUCCAGUCCUUGCUGCUGCAGUGGAAGGGUCCUGAUCUCACCACCUAUGGAGAGCUGGUACUGGAAGGCUCCUUCCGUGCGCAGCGUGCCCGCAGUGAGCGUGCUGUCUUCCUCUUUGACAAGCUGCUCCUCAUCACCAAGCGCCGUGGGGACCACUAUGUCUACAAGAGCCACAUCCCAUGCGCCUCGCUGAUGCUGAUUGAGAGCACACGGGACUCACUGUGUUUCAGCGUGGCACACUACAAGCACAUCAAGCAGCAGUAUGCCCUGCAGGCUAAGAGUUCAGAGGAGAAGCGGGUAUGGACACACCACAUCAAGCGGCUCAUCCUGGAGAACCACCACGCCAUUGUCCCGCAGAAGGCCAAGGAGGCCAUCCUGGAGAUGGACCUGUUCUACCCCCCACGCCUGCCCCGCUGCAGCCCUGAGCACCUGCCCCGGAGCCACUCCUGCCAACCCUUAGAACCACCACGCCAUGGCCGGCGGCAGUCUGAGCCCUUUCAGUGCCGUGACCGUGCCGAGACGCUGCCGGACCGACUGCAGGGGCAUGUGGGGCGCAGGCAGUCAGAGCCUGCCAAGCAGAUCCUGCAGCAGCUGGGAAGGAUGAAGCAUGCAGGCAGUGAGGGGACCCUCCUGGAUGCUGGGGAACCCCUCCAGCCCCGUAGGAGCUGGGCUGAGGGUGUCGUGGAGGAGGAAGAGGAGGAAGAAGAGGAGCCUUUGCACAAGGACAGCCACGAGGACAGGGACAGGGACAAGAAUGGGGACAUGGCAGAGAAGCCCCAGGAGGAGCAGGAGACCUGUGAGCAGCACCACGAGGCCACUGCCACCCCCGUGUCCCCUGUGUCCCCUUCAUGCCAUGGGGAGCAUGAGGAACUGGGGACCCCCGCUCCCCCCUCUCCAUCGGGAUUCCUCCCACCAGUGGGGCUGCCUGACGAGGAGGAGCAGCACCCAGAGACAGGCACCGGGGAGGACCCACGGGCUCUGAGCAGCGAGGAGGAGGAGGAAGAGGAGGAGGAGGAAGGCCAUGGGAGUGGCAGCAUCCUGCCCCCCUCCGUGCUGGACCAAGCUAGCGUCAUCGCUGAGCGCUUUGGCAGCAGCAUGUCACGCCGCGGCAGCAUGGUGCUGGACGGACGCAGUGGCAGCGCCCUCAGCCUUGAUGGGGUGACCCCUCCACAAGAAAACAUGGGGUCCUGCAGCCCCCUGCCCUCCCCAGGCUCCCCCCAGGGCUGCCGGCGCCGCUCGCUGCUCUCCACCCAGGACCGGCUGCUGCUGCAUAAGAUCCGCAGUUACUACGAGCACGCGGAGCACCAGGACGCCAGUUUCAGCAUCCGGCGCCGUGAGAGCCUCUCCUACAUCCCCAAAGGACUGGUGAGGAACUCGGUGUUCAGGAUCAACAGCUGGCCUCCUCUAGAGCCAGGCAGCCCCAAAACUCCCACGGAGCCGGUGAGCCCCAAAGUCCUCCUGGAGCCAGGGAGCCCCAAAAGUUCUCCAGAACCGGUGAGCCCCAAAACGUCACUGGAACCAGCGAGCUCUCAAGUGUCACCGGUGCCAGAUGGAGGAGCGUCACCUCCUGUGUGCCGAGAGAAUGGGCUGCCCGAGCCUCCCACAGAGCCUCUGCUCAUACUGGAGGAGGAGGAGGUGCCUCCCCCAGGAGUGCUGGCUCUGGGGGCUCCCCCUCGGCGUCUCACCAGCAGGGUGUACCAGUUGGCGCGCCAGUACAGCCUGCGCAUCAAGAGUCGACGCCGUGCCAUUAUUGCACCGGGGGACAAUGCCACUCACACCCCAGCACCAGGUGGGAUGCGAUGGGGGACCGCAGGCAUCGUCCCGCUACCGCCAUCCUGCUCUCACCCCGCUCCUUCCACCCCAGGUGUACCAAAGCUGCCGGUGUCACCCAGGGAUGGCAUCACCGUCCCAGCCCCACGCAGCCCACCCAGCCCCAGUGGCACUGCCGAAGCCUUCUCUUGGCCAGAUGUCCGGGAGCUGCGUGCCCGUUUUGGAGCCCCACGGCCCCCACCAGUGACACGCAGCCGCUCUGCGCCUGAGGGGCCAGAGCGUGGGGGGAGACCAGCAGCCAAAGAGCAGCAGGGCGGGGGCCGCAGCCGCAGCGCUGAGGCAGGCACUGGGACCCCAAAUGUGCUGCGUGGCAGUGACCAGCAGCAUGCUCCGGGGCUGUGGGUGACGGCGCAGGCACCCCUGGGCACCGGGGGGCAGCGGGUGCUGGUGUUGGAGCGGUUGCCCCCAGCCAUGGCUGCUGAGCCUCCAGCCUAUGUGCAGAUCCGCUCGCCCACCACCCGGGAGAAGAUCUGCCUGAAGGCGGUGGUGGAGCGCUGCAAGGCUUACCAGGCCUCCGAGGAGUACCGGCAGCGCUGUGCCCAAGGGCAGGCUGAGGCACCUGAGCCCCCCCGGCACGGCCUCGUCAGGGACCUGCGGCAGAAGUUUCAGACCCUCGACACCGCCAGCUAGGGAGGGCGGCCAGGAGAUGGGGCAGCCCAUGGACCGCCAGGAGAUGGGACAUCCCAUGCACCACCAGAAGACUGAAGGCACCUUGUACCAUUAGUAGAUGGGACAUCCCACAGACAACCCUCCCUCUCAGCUCUCUCAGACCAAAGGGUACCCAACUGACUUGGGAGAAGUUGUACCCAAUGGACCCCAUGAAGGGGCAUACAAUGGAACCCAGCUUGCUCAGGAGAUAGAGCACCCCGUGGACCACUGGGAAUUGGGAUGUCCGUUGACCACCAGGAACUGGGACACCCCACUGACCACCAGCAGCAGUGGGAUUCCAUUAACCUUUUGGUUCCCCAGGAUAAGGGGGACCUCAUGGACCAUCAGGAGAGGAAUCACCCCAUAGGCCAACGAUACAUUAAAGAGACCGUGGUCCCCCACCCUACUUCCCAGAAGGGCCCUCACAUUGCACAGCCCUGGGCCCACCUUGCUUUGACAUCUUUAUUACAAAAAAAACCCAAACCAAACCCAAAGUUCUCCCUGCCCACGCACUCCCCCCAGAGAUGAGUGGUGCCCCCCACCCACAGCAAGGGGCCAAGCGUUUGGGGAGGACGUGCUCUUCGUGCUCUUUGGUUGGUGCCCAUGGGGCUGAGGGCACGCUGGUGGGGGACGGGAGGGGGGGAGGGGGGAGGGCUUAUGGCUUAGAAAAGGGGGUGGGGGGACAGGAUGUGCCCACGUGGAGUGGGUGCAUGUGCAUGCAUGCGGGGCCACGCGAGUGCAAACGCACGCAGGUGUGUUCCCCAGAGGGGGUGGGGGAUGUGAGCACACACGUGUGCGUAUCUGCGUGCACCUCCACUGAGGUGCGUGCAUGCCCUGAAGCAUGGAGAUGUGUGUAUAUAUAUAAA